Messenger RNA from Pyricularia pennisetigena, 873 nucleotides. RefSeq lists its product as uncharacterized. NCBI's taxonomy places the organism in Eukaryota, Fungi, Ascomycota, Sordariomycetes, Magnaporthales, Pyriculariaceae. The record is from RefSeq and is a predicted model, not a curated record. The coding region runs from base 1 to 873 and encodes 290 amino acids. Gene Ontology annotation, cellular component: lipid droplet; ascospore wall; prospore membrane. The transcript has 6 exons.
AUGUCUGAAAAUCAAGGAAUUGCUGCGUCUGUCCAGGCUAGGGCACAAGAGGUCGCCAGGGAGGAUUUCCAGCAAGCCAAGGAUUUGGUCAACGAUGCCACCAAGAGUGGCGCGUACCUUUACCCCAUCAAGGGUAUCUUUUACUUCCUAACCCACCGCUCGCUCUGGAAGCCCUUGCUGUCCCGCAUUGGACCAACCAUAGCCCUCUCCGUGGGUGUCACGGUGCCCAUGUUCAUCUUCACCUACGUGCCUCAGCUCACGGUGCUGGUGUUUGUGAACGGGCCAGUUGCCGUCUUCACCACAGUUCUGCUGAUCCUAAGCGAGUCAUCUACCAUUAUUUCGGUCAUCUCGCGCAACUUUCUCCUGCAGGAAGCAUUGCUCGACACCUUUGAUGGUACCCUGGUGGCAAGGGGCGCCACCAGUAUCGUGCAGGAGGGCCGGGAGCUGCAACCAGGUUCCGACCCCAUUGCCAAGCUCGGAAAAAUUGUCAAGUCUCCCUUUGAGCGCUUCAGCCCGAAGGCCCUGGUCCGGUACUUUAUGUAUCUGCCUCUCAACUUCAUCCCUGUGGUGGGCACCAUCAUAUUCAUUCUCAUUCAGGGCCGUAACAGGGGACAAAGUAUCCAUGAUCGCUACUUCCAACUGAAGUCCUGGUCGGCCUCACGCAGGCGUGCUUGGCUGCACGCUCACACCGGAGCCUACUCGGCUUUUGGUGUGGUAGCCACCCUCUUGGAGAUCGUGCCGGUCGCUUCAAUGUUCUUCUCAUUCACAAACGCAGUUGGCGCUGCGUUGUGGGCUGCGGACCUGGAGGCCAAGGGGACCCAGGCAACGGAACCAUCGGACCAGCCUGCCUCGAGCAAUAACAAAGAUGACUGA